Populus nigra (black poplar) is the source of this 2387-nucleotide messenger RNA. RefSeq names its product F-box/FBD/LRR-repeat protein At1g13570-like. Lineage: Eukaryota; Viridiplantae; Streptophyta; Magnoliopsida; Malpighiales; Salicaceae. The transcript is spliced from 4 exons. The record is from RefSeq and is a predicted model, not a curated record. The coding region runs from base 887 to 2212 and encodes 441 amino acids. Gene Ontology annotation, molecular function: protein binding.
AUCUUCUCUUCUCUUCUCGUUUUAUGGUUAAAAAAAUAUGCUUAUUGGCUAAAUUUUAGUUUCUUGAUUUAGUAAGAUGAAAUCGUGUCGCUGUUGUAUUGAGUUUUGAUAGAUAAGGAAGCUAAAAGUUUGUGUUUUGAUCAUCUGUUUAAUUGGCUUGAGCUUGAAUUUGAUUUUGUGGAAGAAUUGUAGGAAAGACUGUUUGUUUGUUAAGGAAACGAAGGAAAAUAAAUGGGCUGUGAUAUUUGGAGUUUUUAUCAUAAAUUUUUGCUUUGUUUCAAGUAACAAGAUCAUUUGCAUAAAUAGAACCAAAAGGCAAACAAUCUAGGUUUUCCUCUGAAAUCUAAAAUAAUCUGAAUUUGUUUCUUUUUAUCUGCUCGCUUUUUAGUGAUUUGCCAAUAAAUUUGAAACCCCAUGAAGCUUCUCUAUGCUUGUGAACUGGCAAGAGAACACCAGUGAUAAUGGUAUUGGUUGCGGUAGUUGCAUACCAGUAAUGCAUUAAUACAGGUGCGGUCAGUCUCAUACAUUGAUGCACCACACAUGUAUGCAAUUCAUGCACUAUUGGGAUGCCAAGCAAAAUGCGUGAUGGUCCCCAGCGUUGGUCUAAAUCGACUGCCGCUUGUUUGGUUGUUUUUUAUAUUACCCCUCGAAGAGUUAUGUUUUUUCCUUGUUUGGUCCCUAUGGAGAGAAGUUACCUUAUGCAGCAAGUGUGUUGUUUCAAAUUCCUUUUUGGGGUUUAGUUUUAUGGAUUAUGGAUUGUUGAGGUAAAAUGGUAUUUUAAUUAGGAUAAAUGUGAUAAACCAGCUCAGAUGUGUCCUAGUAUGAGUUUCAAGAAUUUUGCAACCAUGCGAUUCAACAAAGGCGGUUAUCAUGCUCAUUGUUAGAUAUGUUAAAUUUAGCUGAAGAACUUACAAAAAAGAUAAUGAAGAAACAUGAGAAUCUUGCUGAGACGGAAAAGCAACUAGAGAUUGAUAGGAUCAGCAAUCUGCCAUGGGAUGUAUUGGAUACCAUCCUUGUGUGCUUGCCUCUUAGAGAUGCUGCAAGGACUAGUAUACUAUCCAGUAAGUGGAGAUAUAAGUGGACUAAUCUUUCACAGUUCAUUUUGGAUGAUAAAUGCAUCCACUAUUCUAUAUCAGACAAAACAUCCAGAUGGAUAGAGAUUAGGAAAAUCAUCGAUCAUGUUCACUCCAAUCACAAUGGACCAAUAGAGAAGUUCAAGCUUGCGGCUUAUUGCUGUCCAAACUAUUCCGAUUUAGACCAAUGGAUAAGGUUUUUAACAGAGAAAGGUAUCAAGGAGUUAAUUAUCCAGGAGUUCAGUGUCAUUAAGCAUUUUAAGCUGCCUGAUUCUGUUUUCUGUGGUCCAAAACUCAGUCACUUGGAGCUAUAUGGUUGCAUAUUAAGGCUUCCUUCAUCAUUCAAAGGAUUUGAUUGCCUUAAAAUCCUUCAGCUCAAUCAUGUUUUCAUAAUAAGCGAUACACUGGAACAUUUAAUCCGUAACUGCCCUGUUCUUGAGAAGCUGACACUGUUGAACCUUCAUCAUCUGGCUUGCGUAAGGAUAUAUAACCCAAACCUGAAAUAUGUGAAAAUAGAUUCUGCAUUUGAAGAUAUCUGUCUGGGAGAUAGCUUGCUUCUAGCCAGUGUUGAUAUUCGUAUGUUACCUAUGAAUGGGGGGAUCACACGUCAGCCUCCCGAACAAGGGAAAGUUUGCACUUUAUUCAGAGUUUUUGGUUAUCUGCAUGGUAUAAACAGGCUAAGCUUAUCCAAUCAAUUUCUUGAGUUUCUUGCCAAUAAAGAUGUGCCAGAAAGACUCCCUGCUCCAUUCAACAGCCUCUUGGCCCUUGAACUAAAAGAAAUAAGAUUUGCUAGUUUAAAAGGCAUAGCGGCUUCCAUUUCUAUACUCAGAAGCUCCCCAAAUUUGGAAGAUCUUCUUGUUACUGUUUACCCAUGUGAUGAUAUUUCCAAACCUGUCAUGGAUUUGGUGACAGCACAGCUCCAGAGUGACUUUUAUUUUAACCAACUCAAAGUGGUGAAGAUCCGAGGCAUUAUUGGCACAAGAAUCGAGUGGGAAUUUCUCAGACUCAUACUUGCUCAUUCACCGGUGCUCGAGUCAAUGACUAUUGUAAAAUUCAAAGGUGAGAGAAUUUCUGAAUCAUUCUUGCAGGAAGUUGAGCGAGCUUCAAAACAUGUCAAGUUUAUUAGUUUAGCUCUAUAAGUUUUUUUUCUCAUGAUGGCAUUGCCAAGUUUGCUGUUGAUGUUGUGUUCUUCACAUUUUCCAUUGUAAAUUUUAAUGUAAAGGUUAUUAAACUAGUUAAACUUAUCCACGGUUCUGAACUUGGUUAUAGUCAUCUUUCCUUUGAAUACAAAAUUUACAGACUUGGUUCAAGGUA